This is a messenger RNA of Lachancea sp. 'fantastica', 1146 nucleotides long. The record is from the annotation of a GenBank genome assembly. Lineage: Eukaryota; Fungi; Ascomycota; Saccharomycetes; Saccharomycetales; Saccharomycetaceae.
AUGUCUGCAGGUAAACCUAUAAAAUGCACCGCUGCCGUUGCUUACGAAGCUGGAAAGCCCUUGACAGUGGAAGAAAUCACAGUCGAUCCACCCAAAGCUCACGAAGUUCGUGUCAAAAUCGAUUAUACCGCUGUUUGCCACACUGAUGCGUACACUCUAAGUGGAGUGGACCCAGAAGGAGCUUUCCCAUCGAUUUUGGGCCAUGAGGGUGCUGGAAUAGUCGAGUCUGUAGGAGAAGGAGUUACCAAUGUCAAGCCUGGCGACCACGUUAUUGCUCUAUACACCGCUGAAUGCAAAAAAUGCAAGUUCUGUCUUUCCAACAAGACUAAUCUGUGCAGCUCUGUGCGUGCCACGCAGGGCAAAGGUGUAAUGCCAGAUGGAACUUCCAGAUUUCACAACUCGAAGGGAGAAAGCUUGUUGCAUUUCAUGGGGUGCUCGACGUUUUCGCAGUACACAGUGUUAGCCGACGUCUCUGUUGUGGCCAUCGAUCCCGAAGCACCUUUGGAAAAGGUUUGCUUGCUAGGAUGUGGUGUAACCACAGGUUACGGUGCUGCUAUCAAGACCGCGAACGUGCAAAAGGGCGAUACCGUCGCUGUGUUUGGUGCUGGAACAGUAGGUCUUUCUGUCGUCCAAGGUGCUAAGGUGAGAGGCUGCUCCAAGAUCAUUGUCAUCGACCUUAACGACCAGAAAAAGGACUGGGCCAUGGAAUUUGGCGCCACUGAUUUCAUCAACCCCACAAAAGAUUUGAAAGAAGGCCAGACCAUUGUUGAAAAACUUAUUGAAGUCACCGAUGGCGGCCUGGAUUUUACCUUCGAUUGCACAGGUAAUACUCAAGUCAUGCGUGAUGCUUUAGAAGCUUGUCAUAAAGGUUGGGGCCAAUCGAUCAUUAUUGGUGUCGCAGCAGCUGGCAAAGAGAUCGCUACGAGACCUUUCCAGCUUGUCACAGGGAGAGUAUGGAAAGGCUCGGCAUUCGGUGGAAUCAAAGGUAGAUCCGAGAUGAACGGCUUAGUUUCUGACUACCUUGACGGCAAACUCAAGGUUGACGAGUUCAUCACACACAAGAGAGGAUUUACUGAUAUCAACGCUGCAUUCGAGGACCUACAUCACGGCGACUGCUUGAGAACCGUUCUAGACUUGUCUAAAUAA